AUGGCGGCGCACAAGCCCGUGGAGUGGGUGCAGGCCGUGGUGAACCGCUUCGACGAGCAGCUUCCAAUAAAGGCUUGCCAGCAGAAUACCCACACCAAAGUCAGCACGGAGCACAACAAGGAAUGUCUCAUCAACAUUUCCAAGUACAAGUUUUCCCUGGUCAUCAGUGGUCUCACCAAUAUAUUAAAAAAUGUUAAUAACAUGAGAAUAUUUGGAGAAACUGCUGAAAAGAAUUUAUAUCUAUCUCAGCUGAUUAUCUUGGAUACACUGGAAAAAUGUCUGGCAGGGCAACCGAAGGACACCAUGCGCCUGGACGAGACCAUGCUGGUGAAGCAGCUGCUGCCCGAGAUCUGCCACUUCAUCCACACCUACCGCGAGGGCAACCAGCACGCGGCCGAGCUGCGCAGCUCCGCCUCGGGCGUGCUCUUCUCGCUCAGCUGCAACAACUUCAACGCCGUCUUCAGCCGCAUCUCCACCAGAUUGCAGGAACUGACUGUUUGUUCAGAAGAUAAUGCUGAUGUUCAUGAUAUUGAACUUUUACAGUACAUCAGUGUGGAUUGUUCAAAACUCAAGCGACUCUUGCAAGAGACUGUAUUCAAGUUUAAAGCUCUAAAGAAAGUAGCUCAGUUAGCUGUUAUCAACAGCCUUGAGAAGGCAUUUUGGAACUGGGUGGAAAACUAUCCUGAUGAAUUCACCAAGCUGUACCAAACCCCCCAGACUGACAUGGCUGAUUGUGCUGAGAAGUUGUUUGAUUUAGUGGAUGGCUUUGCUGAAAGCACGAAACGUAAAGCAGCGGUGUGGCCACUGCAGAUCAUCCUCCUGGUCCUGUGUCCAGAGAUAAUCCAAGAUAUAGCAAAGGAUGUGGUAGAGGAAACUAAAAUGAACAAGAAGCUGUUCCUGGACAAUCUCAGGAAGGCCCUGGCAGGACACAGUGGGAGCAGGCAGCUGACUGAAAGUGCUGCUAUUGCUUGUGUUAAACUGUGCAAAGCAUCUACGUACAUCAACUGGGAAGAUAAUUCUGUCAUUUUCCUGCUAGUGCAGUCCAUGGUAGUAGAUCUUAAGAAUUUGCUGUUUAACCCAAGCAAACCUUUUUCAAGAGGCAAUCAGAAUGCAGAUGUAGACCUGAUGAUUGACUGCUUGGUUUCCUGCUUCCGCAUAAAUCCUCACAAUAACCAACACUUCAAGAUCUGCUUGGCACAGAAUUCCCCAUCAACAUUUCAUUAUGUGCUGGUAAAUUCACUCCACCGAAUCAUCACAAACUCGGCACUGGACUGGUGGCCGCGGAUCGACGCCGUGUACUGCCACGCCGUGGAGCUGCGCAGCAUGUUCAGCGACACGCUGCACCGCGCCAUGCAGGGCUGCGGGGCACACCCUGCCAUCCGCAUGACCCCGAGCCUUACAUUUAAGGAGAAAAUGACUAGCCUUAAAUUUAAAGAAAAACCUACUGAUUUGGAAACCAGAAGCUACAAGUUCUUGCUGCUGUCCUUGGUGAAACUGAUCCAUGCAGAUCCAAAGCUUUUGCUAUGUAACCCCAGGAAGCAGGGCCCCGACUCGCAGGGCAGCACGGCCGAGCUGAUCACGGGGCUGGUGCAGCUGGUGCCGCAGUCCAGCAUGCCCGACAUCGCCCAGGAGGCCAUGGAGGCCUUGCUGGUUCUGCACCAGUUGGACAGCAUUGACUUGUGGAAUCCCGAUGCUCCUAUAGAAACAUUCUGGGAGAUCAGUUCACAAAUGCUUUUUUAUAUCUGCAAGAAGCUCACAAGUCAUCAGAUGCUCAGCAGUACAGAAAUCCUCAAGUGGCUGCGAGAGAUUCUCAUCUGUAGGAAUAAAUUUCUGCUAAAAAACAAACAAUCAGACAGGAGUUCCUGCCACUUCCUUUUCCUUUAUGAUGUCUCUGGAAGUGGAACUAGUCAAAUUUCUCUUGACCAUGAGGAAAUGAUGCGCUGUGCACCAGGGGCUACCCUGAGGAAAGCGAAGGGGAAUUCUUCCAUAGAGAGCACUGCAGGCUGCAGCGGAACCCCCAUCUGCCGCCAGGCCCAGACCAAGCUGGAAGUGGCCUUGUACAUGUUCCUGUGGAGCCCAGACAUCGAGGCUGUCCUGGUGGCCAUGUCCUGCUUCCGUCACCUCUGUGAGGAGGCCGACAUCAGAUGUGGAGUAGAUGAGGUCUCAGUGCAUAAUUUUUUGCCAAACUACAACACUUUCAUGGAGUUUGCAUCUGUGAGCAACAUGAUGUCAACAGGGAGAGCAGCUCUUCAGAAGAGAGUGAUGGCGUUAUUGAGGCGCAUUGAACACCCCACUGCAGGCAACACAGAGGCCUGGGAGGAUACACAUGCAAAAUGGGAACAAGCUACAAAACUAAUCCUUAACUAUCCAAAGACCAAAAUGGAAGAUGGGCAGGUGACCGAGAGCCUGCACAAGACGAUCGUGAAGCGGCGGAUGUCGCACGUCAGCGGCGGCGGCUCCAUCGACCUGUCGGACACGGAGUCGCUGCAGGAGUGGAUCAACAUGACGGGGUUCCUGUGUGCCCUGGGCGGGGUGUGCCUGCAGCACCGCAGCAGCGCGGGGCUGGCCACCUACAGCCCCCCCAUGGGCCCCCUCAACGAGCGCAAGGGCUCCAUGAUCUCCAUGGUCUCCACCGAGGGCAGCGUGGAGACCCCGGUCAGCAAAUUCAUCGACCGCCUGCUCACGCUCAUGGUCUGCAACCACGAGAAGGUGGGGCUGCAGAUCCGCACCAACAUCAAAGACCUGGUGGGGCUGGAGCUCAGUCCAGCGCUCUAUCCCAUGCUCUUCAACAAACUGAAGAAUACCAUCAGCAAGUUCUUUGAUUCUCAAGGACAGGUCUUGUUAACUGACACCAACACACAAUUUGUAGAGCAAACCAUUGCUAUAAUGAAGAAUUUGCUUGACAAUCACACAGAAGGGAGCUCAGAACACCUUGGCCAAGCGAGCAUUGAGACAAUGAUGCUGAAUCUGGUUAGGUACGUGCGUGUGCUUGGAAAUCUGGUACAUGCCAUUCAAAUAAAAACAAAGCUCUGUCAGUUGGUAGAAGUAAUGAUGGAGAGGAGAGAUGACCUUUCAUUUUGUCAAGAAAUGAAAUUUAGGAACAAAAUGGUGGAAUAUUUGACAGACUGGGUAAUGGGAACAUCUAAUCAAGCAACAGAUGAGGAUGUGAAAUGCUUGACAAGAGAUUUGGACCAGGCAAGUAUGGAAGCAGUGGUCUCUCUUCUUGCUGGGCUUCCACUCCAGCCUGAAGAAGGAGAUGGUGUUGAGUUGAUGGAAGCAAAAUCUCAAUUAUUUCUCAAGUACUUCACGCUGUUCAUGAACCUGCUGAACGACUGCAGCGAGGCGGAGGAGGAGGGCGCGGCGGCGGGCGGGCGCAAGCGCGGCAUGUCGCGCCGGCUGGCGUCGCUGCGGCACUGCACCGUGCUGGCCAUGUCCAACCUGCUCAACGCCAACGUGGACAGCGGCCUCAUGCACUCCAUAGGCUUGGGCUAUCACAAAGACCUCCAGACCAGAGCCACCUUUAUGGAAGUCCUCACCAAGAUCCUGCAGCAGGGGACGGAGUUCGAUACCUUGGCAGAAACAGUGCUAGCAGAUCGCUUUGAGAGAUUGGUGGAGCUGGUUACAAUGAUGGGUGACCAGGGGGAGCUUCCUAUUGCUAUGGCUUUAGCCAAUGUGGUGCCUUGCUCUCAGUGGGAUGAGCUGGCUCGUGUCCUGGUCACACUCUUUGAUUCCCGGCACCUGCUCUACCAGCUCCUCUGGAAUAUGUUCUCAAAGGAGGUCGAGUUGGCAGACUCCAUGCAGACACUCUUCCGAGGAAACAGCUUAGCCAGUAAAAUAAUGACUUUCUGUUUUAAGGUCUAUGGUGCUACAUAUUUGCAGAAGCUGUUGGAACCCUUGCUGCGGACUGUGAUCACAUCCCCGGAGUGGCAGCAUGUCAGCUUUGAGGUGGAUCCAACAAGGCUGGAGCCCACAGAAAGCCUUGAAGAAAACCAGAGGAGUCUCUUGCAAAUGACAGACAAGUUUUUUCAGGCAAUCAUUAAUUCCUCCUCGGAGUUCCCACCCCAGCUGCGCAGUGUGUGCCAUUGUUUAUACCAGGCAACUUGCCACUCUCUACUGAAUAAAGCUACCGUAAAAGAAAAAAAGGAAAACAAAAAAUCAGUGGUGAGCCAGCGCUUCCCCCAGAACAGCAUCGGCGCCGUGGGCAGCGCCAUGUUCCUGCGCUUCAUCAACCCCGCCAUCGUGUCCCCGUACGAGGCGGGCAUCCUGGACAAGAAACCCCCGCCCCGCAUCGAGCGCGGCCUCAAGCUCAUGUCCAAGAUCCUUCAGAGCAUUGCCAACCACGUGCUGUUUACGAAAGAGGAGCACAUGCGGCCUUUCAAUGACUUUGUGAAGAGCAAUUUUGACGCGGCGCGAAGGUUUUUCCUGGACAUCGCGUCCGACUGCCCGGCCAGCGACACUGUCAACCACAGCCUGUCGUUCAUCAGCGACGGCAACGUGCUGGCCCUGCACCGCCUGCUCUGGAACAACCAGGAGAAAAUCGGCCAGUACCUGUCCAGCAACAGGGACCACAAGGCUGUUGGACGACGACCUUUUGACAAGAUGGCAACGCUUCUUGCCUACCUGGGGCCUCCUGAGCACAAACCUGUGGCAGAUACACAUUGGUCCAGCUUAAAUCUCACUAGUUCCAAGUUUGAAGAGUUUAUGACAAGGCAUCAGGUACAUGAGAAAGAGGAGUUCAAAGCACUGAAAACAUUAAAUAUUUUCUACCAAGCUGGGACAUCCAAAGUUGGCAAUCCUGUUUUCUACUACAUCGCUCGGCGGUUCAAGACUGGUCAGAUCAACGGGGAUUUGCUGAUCUACCACGUGCUGCUGACCCUGAAGCCAUACUAUGCAAAGCCAUAUGAAAUCGUGGUGGACCUCACACACGCUGGCCCCAGUAAUCGCUUUAAAACAGACUUUCUUUCUAAAUGGUUUGUAGUUUUUCCAGGCUUUGCUUAUGAAAAUGUUGCAGCAGUUUUUAUUUAUAACUGUAACUCUUGGGUCAGAGAAUACACCAAAUACCAUGAAAGGCUCUUGACAGGUUUGAAAGGGAGCAAAAGGCUUGUUUUCAUAGACUCUCCAGGGAAGCUGGCAGAGCACAUCGAACACGACCAGCAGAAACUCCCAGCAGCUACCUUGGCUUUGGAGGAGGACUUGAAAGUGUUUCACAAUGCUCUCAAACUGGCUCAUAAAGACACCAAAGUUUCUAUUAAAGUUGGCUCCACCGCGGUGCAGGUGACGUCGGCAGAGCGCACGCGGGUGCUGGGCCAGACCGUGUUCCUCAACGACAUCUACUACGCCUCUGAGAUCGAGGAGAUCUGCCUGGUGGACGAGAACCAGUUCACCCUGACCAUUGCCAACCAGGGCACCCCGCUCACCUUCAUGCACCAGGAGUGCGAGGCCAUCGUCAGGUCCAUCAUCCACAUCCGCACGCGCUGGGAGCUCUCGCAGCCCGACUCCAUCCCCCAGCACACCAAGAUCCGCCCCAAGGACGUGCCCGGGACGCUGCUCAACAUCGCCCUGCUCAACCUGGGCAGCUCCGACCCCAGCCUGCGGUCUGCUGCCUAUAAUCUUCUAUGUGCCUUAACCUGUACCUUUAAUUUAAAGAUUGAGGGCCAGUUACUGGAAACUUCAGGUCUGUGUAUUCCUGCCAACAACACACUAUUUAUUGUAUCUAUCAGUAAGACUCUUGCAGCAAACGAGCCACACCUCACCUUGGAGUUCUUGGAGGAGUGUAUUUCAGGAUUUAGCAAAUCCAGCAUUGAGCUGAAGCACCUGUGCCUGGAGUACAUGACCCCCUGGCUGUCCAACCUGGUGCGCUUCUGCAAGCACAACGACGACGCCAAGCGCCAGCGCGUCACCGCCAUCCUGGACAAGCUCAUCACCAUGACCAUCAACGAGAAGCAGAUGUACCCUUCCAUCCAGGCCAAGAUAUGGGGCAGCCUGGGACAGAUAACAGAUCUCCUGGAUGUAGUGCUGGACAGUUUCAUCAAAACCAGUGCCACGGGGGGCUUGGGCUCCAUCAAAGCUGAGGUGAUGGCAGACACAGCUGUAGCACUGGCUUCUGGCAAUGUCAAACUGGUGUCAAGCAAAGUGAUUGGGAGGAUGUGUAAAAUCAUUGACAAGACCUGUCUGUCCCCCACACCCACGCUGGAGCAGCACCUGAUGUGGGAUGACAUUGCCAUUCUGGCUCGGUACAUGCUCAUGCUCUCCUUCAACAACUCCCUGGACGUGGCUGCACAUCUGCCCUACCUCUUCCACGUGGUGACGCUGCUGGUGGCCACGGGGCCCCUGUCCCUCAGAGCUUCCACUCAUGGGCUCGUCAUCAACAUCAUUCACUCUCUUUGCACUUGCUCACAGCUUCACUUCAGUGAGGAGACCAAGCAAGUUUUAAGGCUGAGCUUGACUGAGUUCUCCCUGCCCAAGUUUUAUUUGCUGUUUGGGAUCAGCAAAGUGAAGUCGGCGGCGGUGAUCGCGUUCCGCUCCAGCUACCGCGACCGCUCCUUCUCGCCCGGCUCCUACGAGCGCGAGACCUUCGCCCUCACCUCGCUGGAGACGGUCACCGAGGCCCUGCUGGAGAUCAUGGAGGCCUGUAUGAGGGAUAUUCCAACGUGCAAGUGGCUGGACCAGUGGACUGAACUAGCUCAAAAGUUUGCAUUCCAGUACAACCCCUCCCUGCAGCCAAGAGCACUGGUUGUCUUUGGCUGUAUAAGUAAACGAGUGUCCCAUGGACAAAUAAAACAAAUAAUCCGAAUUCUCAGCAAGGGACUUGAGAGCUGCUUAAAAGGCCCUGAUAAUUAUAAUAGCCAAGUUCUAAUAGAAGCCACAGUUAUAGCCCUCACCAAGCUGCAGCCUCUUCUUAACAAGGACUCCCCUAUGCACAAGGCUCUGUUCUGGGUGGCCAUGGCUGUGCUGCAGCUGGAUGAGGUGAACCUGUACUCGGCAGGGACAGCCCUGCUGGAGCAGAACCUGCACACCCUGGACAGCCUGCGCGUGUUCAACGACAAGAGCCCAGAAGAAGUGUUCAUGGAGAUCAGGAGACCACUCGAAUGGCACUGCAAGCAGAUGGAUCAUUUUGUUGGGCUAAAUUUCAACUCCAACUUUAACUUUGCACUAGUGGGACAUCUCCUGAAAGGGUACAGGCAUCCUUCCCCUACCACUGUAGCAAGAACAGUGAGGAUUUUGCACACACUCCUUGCUCUGGUUAACAAACACAGGAACUGUGACAAGUUCGAGGUGAACACCCAGAGCGUGGCUUACCUGGCAGCCCUGCUGACGGUGUCGGAGGAGGUGCGGAGCCGCUGCAGCCUCAAGCACAGGAAGUCUCUCUUGCUGACAGACGUUUCAAUGGAGAAUGUUCCCAUGGAUACGUACCCCAUCCAUCACAGUGACACUAGCUAUAGGACACUAAAGGAACACCAGCCCUGGUCAUCCCCCAAGGGGUCAGACAGACACCUGGCUGCCAGUUACCCAACAGUGGGACAGAUCAGCCCUCGCACCCGGAAAUCCAUGAGCUUGGACAUGGGGCAGCCUUCACAAGCCAACACUAAAAAGCUUCUAGGUACAAGGAAAAGUUUUGACCAUUUGAUAUCGGACACAAAGGCUCCUAAAAGGCAAGACAUGGAAUCUGGAAUCACAACGCCUCCCAAAAUGAGGAGAGUAGCCGAAAAUGAUUAUGAAAUGGAAACCCAGAGAAUAUCACCACAGCAGCACCCGCACCUCCGGAAAGUUUCCGUUUCCGAGUCAAACGUCCUCCUGGAUGAAGAAGUUCUGACUGACCCAAAAAUUCAAGCUCUGCUGCUUACAGUUCUUGCCACGCUGGUGAAGUACACCACGGACGAGUUCGACCAGCGCAUCCUCUACGAGUACUUAGCAGAGGCCAGCGUUGUCUUCCCAAAGGUCUUUCCUGUUGUGCAUAAUUUAUUGGAUUCCAAGAUCAAUACCCUUUUAUCGCUGUGCCAGGACCCAAACUUGUUGAAUCCAAUUCAUGGGAUUGUGCAGAGUGUUGUCUACCAUGAGGAGUCUCCACCCCAAUACCAAACAUCCUAUCUACAGAGUUUUGGAUUUAAUGGGCUGUGGAGGUUUGCUGGCCCCUUCUCCAAGCAAACCCAAAUCCCAGACUAUGCUGAGCUCAUAGUGAAGUUCCUGGAUGCCUUGAUUGACACAUAUUUGCCUGGAAUUGAUGAGGAAGCCAGUGAAGAAUCUCUCCUGACCCCCACCUCUCCAUACCCUCCAGCAGUGCAGAGCCAGCUCAGCAUCACUGCAAACCUCAACCUCUCCAACUCCAUGACCUCACUUGCCACUUCCCAGCACUCCCCAGGGAUCGACAAGGAGAACGUGGAGCUCUCGCCCACCGCCGGCCACGCCAACAGCGGGAGGAUGCGCCACGGCUCCGCCAGCCAAGUGCAGAAGCAGCGAAGCGCCGGCAGCUUCAAGCGUCACAGCAUCAAAAAGAUCGUGUGAUUGUCGCUUUUUAAUUUUAUUUUUUAUUUUCGGACCUGACUGACACGCGCGGCCCCUCGCGAAGGGCCCUCCACCGGGUGUGAUGCUGCACUUGACCUGUACAGUUCCCAUCCAGCCGCGUUGCCAGAUGAUCAACUCCUGACCCACUGCCUGAGUUAACGCCUUCCUUCACCCCCUGCUGGCCUCCAGCCGUGUUCAGAGCCACGCCUGUGCCCCGGGCGAGGCUGGAGUUCGGUAGCGCUGCAGAGCCGCGUCCUGUUCGAAUCCAAAGCCAUUCCCCAGCCCUGCCAUGUCUGCUCUGGCCUCAGGUGUUCCUGCUAAGGGAAGUGUUGAUCCUUAACCCCGUUUGCACGCCUCAAGGUAAUAGUGGCUUCCUGAGCCAGGGAAGUUUCUCUAACCCUGGUUUUAAUCCAAACUAUAAGAUUUUAGCUGUGUACUUUUUUUUUACCACACUGAGAAGAAGUUCAUGAUAGCUGCAGUACAAGGAGCUUAGCAGAAGUGGUGGAUUAGGUUAAAUUUCAGGUAAUUAGCAAUAAAGGGGAGAGGAAAAGGAGGCUGCAGGAGUCCCUCAUUCCCCAGACCAAGCUUCACACACUUGGACUGUACAUGGACCAGACUGGACAAACUGGCUUUUUUCCCAAAGCUUUUUUUUUUUUUUGGCUGUACUUUAUCUUCCCUGAGGAAGUUGUACAGGGGAAAAUCCCUGGGAACUGAGCCUCGAGCUGUCACUGUAGCACCUGCUUUAGUUCUGCUCUUCCCAACAAUGUGCACCUUCAAGAGGUCCUGGCAGAAUAUCCAGUUGGGAAUGGAGGGAAAAUGGGAUGGAUUCACAGCCGGCUCUGGGGGAUAGUGUGUGGCACAGCUGCCCCUGUGCUGCCCGAGCAGGGACACAAACAGCCACGUGUGCUCAAGGUACAUGAGUUUCAAUAACUGACACUGUGUCCGAUCCAGGGCGGCCUGGCGGAGGCGCAGUCCCGUCCCGGGCUGGGUUCAGGGCUCCUGGGGGCUCACACAGACCUGGGGCUGCGGUUCCUGCCGGGGCUGCGGUUCCUGCCGGGGCUGCGGUGGCGGGGAGGAGCCGCUGGCUGGCGGGGAGGAGCCGGUGCCCGGUGCCGGUGCCGGGGCUGGUCCCGCUGCGGUGCCAGAGCCCGCGGGCACGGGCGGGGCGAGCUGGAGUCCGGGCAGGGGCCGCGUCCCCGGGGCUCGCUCAGCUCCGCUCAGAAACGCUCAGAUCCGCUCCCCGGUUUCAGAUCCCUCUGCUGGGGGAGGAAUUAACAAUCCUUCAGUGGCUUUAAAGGAAAAAAAAGUAUAUCCAUUAGGUAAAAGCCAGUCCUCCAGUGCAAUCGUUAGUGGCUUUCAGUAAAUCAAACUCCACAGCUAAAUUAUUAGAGAAUGGUACAAUUAAGGGUUCCAAUUUAUUGCUAUAGCACAUAAUUCCCAUGUAUCCACACAGUAACAAUGUAACAUUUAUGUAAAUAAAAAUACCUUUAUUGUAUUGAUUCAUAAAAUAACAAUUUCUUUAAUUUGUUUACAGUCCUGGAAAAACUAUGAACACAAACUUCAUAUGCAAGUAGUUUGCCAAAACAAGAGGAAAACUUAGAAUUAGCAGUCAUGGGAUAAACAGGCUAGAAAGAUGAACUGGUGCAAUUACCCAAAUCCCCUCACUCGGGUGGUGCAGGCGCCAGGGCAGGAACGUGGUCACUGGAGACACAGAGCGGGGUCUGAGCAGGGCCACGAGGCUGAGCUGGGCUCAGGGACAGAGCAGGGGCUCAAGCCUUGGGUUUGGGGUCCCCAGGUUAGAAACCAUUGUCAUCUCACAACUCAAAUUGUGAGGAGCCACCCCUGGUGUCACUGGGGUUUGCACUGGGUUGUGCCCAGUUGAGCUGGUUCCAGCCCUUCCCGUUUUGCUGAGGACAAGGAAUUGUAGAAGCCUGAGGAUUUGUAUGUAGGAGUAAAACAACCUCUUGUGAAGGUGGUGUGCUGUUUUCAGUUGUUUCUCAUAUGAGCAGGUCUCCUGCAGACAGGAACAGUAACUCCAGAGGAACUGCCCGACUGGCUUUGUUUGGGCAGAGAGCAAGCCCUUCACUGUCUGCAUCGCCCAUGUCAGAAGUGUCCCUCCAUCAGAACUGCUGUGUUCUCUGCAGCACAGAGAUGUGGCAGCAGAGGGGACAGGGAUCAAAGUCACCUUCCCUGUGAGAACUACUCCAGGCUCUCAGUCCCAGCUGGAAAAAAUGAUCUCUUCCUAAAGUCAGUGAACAAAACUGAAUUUCCUCUUUCCUGGAAAGAGUGGGUUGGAGUUUUCCCUGUGUGAGAGGUUCAGUGAGAGGGCCUGGACUCUGGCAGAGCAGAGGUAUCAGACACCUGUGUCAGGUAACAGGUGAACUGGGGUGUAAGGACUGCUGAUGGCCAGGGUUGGAUUUGGGAUCAGGUGUGCCCUGAUAGACAGGAACGUUGUCUCCUAGUACCGGUGCUUGGGAAGCUUGUGCUUGGCUCCCAGGGAACCGUGGCCUUUGUGUAAUGAUUAAACUCCCAUCAGUAAUUAGUUGUUGAGUGCCUUACUGUCACUACAUUGCUCUCCCACUCCCCCCAGCAGCCACUGCUGGGAUUUGCCUCUUUUUCUUUCUCACAUCCUCCUUCCUUUGUUCUUUCCCUGUUUGAGCACUCCCCAUCCCAUCCCAUCCCAUCCCAUCCCUGGGAGCUCUGCUCCCAUCCCGGGCUGCUCCAUCCUUUCCCCACCUGCUGCUCUGUUCUCUGGUGACCAGCAGGUUGUUGCUGGUGACAGUGUGGGUGUGAGCCCUGACCUGACAGGGAGCCCCAUCCCAGGGUCCCCAGUGCCCCACGCUCCAGGCAGCCCGCGGGCCACUGGCAGUGCCUGCUGCUCCAGGCUCUGCUGCUCCAGGCUCUGCUGCUCCAGGCUCUGCUGCAGGGCUGGAGCUGCAGCCCCAGAAUCCCUGUGCUCUGACAUGAAAACUGAAAAUUCAGAAAAAUCCCAUUGGAACACGUGGACCAUGUAAUGCCCUCCCGGGAGCAUGUGUGCCCCUGGCUCAGAGCCCGUUCCCUGCCCCACACUGACCACAGCUCAGUACUGUAAAGACAAUUAACAUUCUGUUUGUGUUUGUACUUUCCCUGACUUAAGGAUAACUCAGUAGUAUUUGAAUAGUGUAUAACCUACCUGUAAUGAUGCCGACGUUUCUGCUUUCCCGUGCAUGAGGUUUCCCAGGACAGGGAACAUUUCACUGAGUCUGAGGGCUGAGCCCCUGGCUCGUGCCAGGGCUGGCUCUGACCUGACCCGGGUUGUAGGUUUUAGGGCUUUUUCUGUUUCAUUCUAAGGUUAAUUUUUUCCGAAGUCACAAAGCACGUCCUAUUGUUAUGCAACAAACCACAGACAGUCACUCAGAGUGUUGGUCCCACCUUUUUUUUUAUGCAGUAUAUUCACCUGUAAAUAGGUUUUGUGUAAAAUUUGACAGAAAAGUAUAUUUACUACACUGUAAAUACAUGUGACAAUAUAUUGUAUUAUUUUGCUUUUUUUGUAAAGCAGUUAGUUGCUGUAUAUGUAUAACAUACAAAUUUGAUUAUUCUAGUGUUAGUAACUGUUAACUACUCCUCUCCCUCCUGCUGGUGCAUUCCAUCAUUUAAAGCAGAAGCUGUGUCCGACACACUCACCCUGUGUAUGAUCUCACUGCUUCCAGCGGCCUCGGCUGCCCAAGGGUUUCCACGCCGCCAGUCCUGGCUGUGCUGUCAGAGCCAGGGGGUGAGCCUGGAGAGCCCGCUGCUCCCCAGCUGCUGGGAGCUGUGGGUCAGAAUGGUGGAAACCUGCUUUCAGAUAAUUAUUGUUCACCCCAUCCUCCCCUCAUGUAUGUACUUCCCCUUUUUUUUUGAAGUAAAAUGUAAAUUGAACCUGCUCCCAGUUGUUUGAAGGUCAUUGCGGGGCUGCAGGGUGAAGGUGGUGGACACUGAUGUCCUCUCUCUGCUGGAACAAGCUUGGGUGGUCUCCUUGGGGCUGAACCAAGGCACCCAGCCCAGUUACAGAGCCCAACACCCCACUUCUUCUGGGGAAAUGAAGAUUCCAGUUCAAAUUGAGUGUCUGGGGUUUGUCUUCCCAGACUGGUGCUGCUCUGGGUGUGGGAUCCUGCACAGAUCUGAGAUUGCCUGCGGUGACUGAGGAAGAAAAAAGCCCAUUGUCAUGAAUUUCAUGUCACUUCAAUAAGAUUAUCAUAACUGAAUAAUAAAUCAGAAUAUUUCUUUUUAAAAUGUAAAUUUAAUAUUGUAAUAAAACAGCUGCUUGGUCUUUAAAGAACAAUUCAGUAUAAUUUGUCUAUUUGAGCUUUUUUUGCCUAGAAGCUUGAGGUUUCAGCUGUCAGGCAACUUCUCUGACAAAUGAUUAAUCACAUCUAUUUUUCUUUUAGGGGGAUACAUUACUUCCCCAUUAAAAGUGUAUAAGUACUUAUAUUCUGACUUUGUGAAUCGUAAAAGGAUGUAAAGACACAUUAAAGUGUGACUGCAUUGAC
This is a messenger RNA of Agelaius phoeniceus (red-winged blackbird), 13010 nucleotides long. It is a transcript of the gene NF1, whose product is annotated as neurofibromin 1. Gene Ontology annotation, biological process: regulation of GTPase activity. The record is from RefSeq and is a predicted model, not a curated record. NCBI's taxonomy places the organism in Eukaryota, Metazoa, Chordata, Aves, Passeriformes, Icteridae.